Molecule: messenger RNA, 3115 nt
Organism: Poeciliopsis prolifica (blackstripe livebearer)
Lineage: Eukaryota; Metazoa; Chordata; Actinopteri; Cyprinodontiformes; Poeciliidae
Gene: enpp4
Product: ectonucleotide pyrophosphatase/phosphodiesterase 4
Exons: 8
Coding region: 144-1511 (455 amino acids)
Source: RefSeq, a predicted model, not a curated record
GUCGCGCUGGCUUUGGGUCAGUCAGCCUGUCAGUGUUUGUGUUGUUUGAGCUUUAAUGAGGAUGUCAGUGUGAAAAUAGUCGGUUCGGGUUUAUUCGGGACAACUGAGAGUCAGGAGGAAACAUCUGCAAGCCCCAAAACAGGAUGUUUCCCAGAAUGCUGUUGGCCUUCCUGUGGGGCGUCAGCGCUGUGGCCGCUGAAAACGACACAACCCAGCAGACUCUGCCGCUGCUGCUGGUGUCAUUUGACGGCUUCCGGGCCGACUACCUGGACAGGUUCCCCAUGCCGAACCUGAAGCUCCUGUACAGCCAAGGGGUCCUGGUGGACCAACUCACCAACGUCUUCAUCACCAAAACAUUUCCCAACCACUACAGCCUGGUGACCGGGCUGUAUGCUGAGUCUCAUGGGAUCCUGGCCAGUAGCAUGUAUGACCCCAUCAGCCACAAGCACUUCACCCUCCAGAAUGACAGCGACCCCAUGUGGUGGAGCGCCGCUCAGCCCCUCUGGCUCACAGCGAAGGACUCCGGCUACAAGACGGCGUCCGCCAUGUGGCCCGGCUCCGACGUGACCAACCGCACGCCUACGCACUUCUUCUCGUACAACCCAGCAGUGACGUUUCAGCAGCGCCUGGGGAAUGUGACAAAAUGGAUAUUAGGAGACGGGAAGGAGCCAGGAGCGAUGUUCGCCACUCUUUACUGGGAGGAGCCGGACCGGUCCGGUCAUGCGUUCGGUCCUGAAAACACCACAGCAAUGACUAAAGCACUAAAGGAGGUUGAUGACAACGUCGGCCUGCUGAUGUCUGAGCUGAAGAAGAGCGGCCUCUGGGGUCGCAUCAACCUCAUAGUGACCAGCGACCACGGUAUGGCGCAGUGCUCAGCCGAUCGCCUCAUACGGUUGGACGACUGCCUCCACCCCGACAACUACACUCUGGUGGACGUGACGCCGGUCGCUGCUCUCAUCCCCAAAAAUGACUCAGAGAGCGUCUUCGGCUUGCUGAAUAAGUGCCAUCCUCACAUGACGGCGUACAUGAAGAAAUCCAUCCCGGAUAGGCUUCACUACCAGAACAAUGUACGCAUCCAGCCAAUCUUACUAAUCGCUGACGAAGGCUGGACCAUAGUGAAGCGGGGAAAAAACCUACCGAGAUUGGGUGAUCAUGGCUAUGACAACUCUCUGCCAAGCAUGCACCCUUUCCUGGCGGCGACGGGUCCCGGCUUCCAUCAAGGUCUCCGGGUGAAGAGUUUGCAGAGCGUGGAUGUGUACCCACUCAUGUGCCGGCUGCUGUCGGUGCCGGCGCAGCCCAACAACGGCUCUUUGACCAGGGCUCGGUGUCUGCUGGCUGGCGAGACCUGCUGGGACAUGGCUUUGGUGAUCGGUCUGGUGGUGGGCGUCUUGGUGCUGCUCACUGUCAUCACUGUUCUUUUCAGAUGCAUGGGCACUCGUCACAGCUCAGACCCCAGGCCCUUCCAGAGGUUGGACUUUCUUUGUGACGAUGAUGAACCUUUGAUUCCAUAAACCGCUAAGUGAUCUGCUUGUGCUUCUCUUAGUGCACCUUGUUUUGUUUUCUCUUCACAUGUUGUGUCACUUCAUCACAUAGAAGGAGAAGUCCUUCAGGUUUCCUUCAUUUGGUAUGAAGUGGUGUAAAAACUGCUGUUACAGUGGAUACUGUUUAUUUGAUUUUGAUAAUGUGACAACAUUAUCAAAAUCAUUUAUUUAUCAGUUUACUCAUGGAGGUACAAAAAAAAAGGUUUUCAGGUUACUUUUAAUGUGAGCGCCAUUGAUUUGGGAAUGUGAGUUCUAUUUUUUGCCAGCAGAGGGAGCCAGUGGCUAAUGCUUAACCCUAUUUAUUUAUCAUCCUAAAAGCUUCUUUGUUAAAUUUUUUUUUCAUUUGUUUUUUAUUUUAUUUUGAAAGCAGUUUCACUAAAAGUUAAGAUAUGUACAACUACUAAUGGUCUUCCUUGCUGAAGUCAGAUUUGCAUAAGGUUGGGCUUCUUUGCAAGUUAGUCAUAAAAGUAAUACCAAAGAAGAUUUUGGAUUGUUUUGCAGGGAUCAAAAACUGUGAAUCGUUGCUGCUGAAAGCUCAAAUACAUGUGUUGAUAUUUUUAUUUUCAUAUUAAACAUAUCUACUGGAAACCCUACAAAGAAAGUAGGCAAUCACUAUGCUCAGUUUCAAUAAUAUAAUUUCAAAAUUGCAAAAUAUAUGGAUGAAUAAGUCUUUGAAAGUGUAAGAAAUAGAAGAUGAGUGUUCUCUUUGUGCAUUCCUGAUUUUGGAUUAUGUUCCAGAAACCAAUAUAUUGAAUUUCUCACACCUUUUUUUCAUGCUGUACAACUUGCAUUGAUCCUUAAUCAUAUGUGUAGUUGUAUAAAUAAUAUAAUAUAUAAUAUUUUUGUGGAUUUCACCAAUGUAUGAAAUAACAGAAGAAAUGCAUAAAUGAGUUCAUGUUUUGAUCAUUAUUAGAAUAUUUUGUUACAUUUAGUUUUAAAUCCUUCUCCUUAAUUAUUAACAACCCUGGAAAAGAUUAAUACAAAACCUUAAAAUACUUUAUUCAAUAUUUUAAACCUUAUCAUUCCGACUAAAUAUGGGCAGGUGUAUUUAUUUUCUCCAAUAGUUGAUUGACAUGUUUUCUUGUCUUUACUAUGUUGAAGAGAGGAAAAGAGAAAUGGGCCAGUACAAAACUUCAAUAUUAUUCCCUAGAGAUACAGAAAGUAAUUGAGGAUUAUUUUUUUUAAAAAUUAUAAAAUGCUUCAGUUAAAUUUCUUUGUAUUUAUUUUACACCAGCGUUUUGUUCAAAUUUAUUCUAGUUCUUACUGAAAGUUUCUUUUUUCAAGAAUGCAAUGUGAGAUGAGGCAACAGAUAAAAAUGUUUAUUUAUUUUCUGACUUUUUGUACAUAUUUACCAGGGCUGUCAAUAAUUAAUUUUUACCAUAGAAAAUCCAAAUAUUCAUAUUUGAUUUAAUAUAUUUCAAAAGUGACUUUAUGACAAUCUUAUAUUUAAAUGUCAUUACAGAGCUUCACCUUUGCACAAUUCUUGUUACUGCUUUUAGAAAGGAAAAUCUUUUGGUAUUAUACCGGCCUGUAAAGAGAUUUUUUUUUUUAAUAAAUGUGAUUUAUUACUGGAA